This is a messenger RNA of Ostreobium quekettii, 1482 nucleotides long. Lineage: Eukaryota; Viridiplantae; Chlorophyta; Ulvophyceae; Bryopsidales; Ostreobiaceae. The record is from the annotation of a GenBank genome assembly.
AUGCCGAAGGCUGCACAGGCCAUGGACAGUGCAGAGGAGCACAUGGGCGUCAUGCCCCCCAAGCUCCACAAUCCCAAGGUCCUGCUCCACACCGUUGCAAGUGAAGCCUGGACCGAAAAACACUUCGCAGACGUCACGAUCGACGUCAAGGGCGCUCAGUUCCAGUUGCACCGCUUGGUGGUGUGCGAGAGCCCUUUGUUCAGGUCGCUGUUCCUGGGCGAAUGGAAGGAGCACCAGAAGGUUUAUACGCUGGCCGUGGAAGACGACCUGGUGACGGCUGCAAGCUUUGAAGCUGUGGUGGCGACUAUGUACGGGAGGGACAUGGGCCUUAACAUGGACAAUGCUAAGGGGUUUUAUGCAGCCGCCUCGUUUCUGCAGAUGUCUGCUGUGGCGAUGCGCUGUGCAGAGUUCGUUGCGGCACACCUGACUCUCACCAAUGUGGCUGACAUCCUUCACCUGGCGGCCACCCGCGGGUACCUGGCUAGCGAUGUGUUGCUUGAGGCCUGUGCUACAUAUUAUAAGCAGUACGCGUUUGAGCUGAGAAGACAGUUGCUCCGUGUGCCCCUUGGGGUUCUGCGAGACAUAUUGAAGUCGGAUGCUCUGGCAGUGCCGACGGAGAUACUACGGUUCAGGUUGGUGACUGAUGUGUUCGGGGCCAAAAUGGAGGCUGCGUGGGCAAAUUUGGGGCCGAGCAGUGAUGAGGAUAACGGACAUAUUGAGUUGAGGUUCGAAGGCAAGGAGGACGAAUUUCAGGAUUGUGCACAGACUGCUUGCACCAAUCGCCCACCUGAGGGCGAUUCUGAAACAAGCGGGGCACUGCCGGCCUUGAAUAGUGGACGCUCGGAGCUUGUUGAGCUGCGAGAGGCGUUUGUGGAUGUCCUAGAAAAUGGGAUCCUGUAUGAACACCUCCGGGAUAGGGAAGUAAUGGAGGUUUCCAAUAGGCUUGACGACUUGGGCAUUGAGGAAGGGUUGCAGGCUUUCUGGCAUGGAAUGUUGAAAGCGCGCUUGCUAAAAAUGGCCAUCCAAGACAUGCACAAUGCUGAGAUGAGCUGCAGUGCAAGUUCCCUGUGCCAAGCCAAAGGCAUGCCCCCAUUCCGGUUUUCCUGCGAACUGGAGGACGUCAUGAACGUUGGCCUGUUCGGGCGGUGGGAGUCAGAUAAGUGCUUCUACGCGGGCUCGAAUUGGUGGAUGAAAGUUGAGGGAGGAAAGGACAAACAGGGCAGCCAGGGUUUGGGUGUACGUUUGUGCUGUGCGAGCGCAGUGAAAUGUGACUGUGAGUACGUGAACAAGCUGAUCCCACAUGUGCAGGUGACCAUACGAUGUGGGGAAGUGCGCAAAGUCAUUGACAAGGAUGGGUCCAGAUGGCUCGCCCCCACUGACUUCUUUCUGCGCACCAGCAGGCUAAAACUGUGCCUGACUGAAACAGGUUCCCUGCGGUUUGUGGUCCUCAUCAAGCUGAACCUCAAUGCCCGGUGGCUCUAA